This is a messenger RNA of Lathyrus sativus (Indian pea), 792 nucleotides long. The record is from the annotation of a GenBank genome assembly. Lineage: Eukaryota; Viridiplantae; Streptophyta; Magnoliopsida; Fabales; Fabaceae.
AUGCAAACUCAUCACUUCUCAUCAUCUUGUGGCAGUGCCUCCUGCACCCGUUUACAAGAUGAAGAUUCAAUUUUCCUCUCUCUUGCUCCUCCUGGUCACCAACAUUUACCACCUUCCAAACUCUCAUCAUCCCCUCAUAUCCCUCCAUUGCAACUAAACACUCCUACUUCCACUACAGCACCUCCUCAGUAUUGGAUCCCUUCUCCUGCUCAAAUUCUUAUUGGUCCCACCCAGUUUUCUUGCACUGUCUGCAACAAAACCUUCAACCGUUUCAACAACAUGCAGAUGCAUAUGUGGGGGCAUGGAUCACAGUAUAGGACAGGACCUGAAUCACUGAGAGGACCAAAACCAGCGUCGGCUUCAUCAAUACUGAGACUUCCCUGCUAUUGUUGCGCCGAGGGUUGCAAAAACAACAUAAACUAUCCAAGGUCAAGACCACUGAAAGAUUUCAGGACACUUCAAACGCACUACAAGAGAAAGCACGGAGGGAAAUCGUUCGAGUGCAGGAAGUGUAAGAAGACAUUUGCUGUGAGAGGAGAUUGGAGAACACAUGAGAAGAAUUGUGGGAAGCUUUGGUUUUGUAUAUGCGGUUCUGAUUUCAAACACAAAAGAUCGCUUAAAGAUCAUGUUCGUACUUUCGGUAGUGGCCACGCUCCACACACGUUGGAAUCUUUUAGUUUUGAUGAACAUAAAAUAGAAAAUGAAAAUUUCAAGGAAGAAGAAGGGGAAGAAAAUGGAAGUGAAGAUGAAGAAGAAGACAAUGACAGUGAAGUUGCUUUUACUUUCAAUUAA